AUGAUAUCCACUAAAGCUACGCUUAACAAGGUCAAAACAAAUCUUACUCACUACUGCCUAUGGUUAAACGUCUCAGAGGUCCGGUUCUUUGACAAAACCGUCAACGAAACAAUCUCCGUACUUAAAGGUCAAAACCCAAAGGCUGAUAAUGACUCAGGCUGUGCUAAUAAUUAUGAUUACGUCCUUCCUGUGAUGAAGGAUACCAAAUUGACUCUUCAAACGAUCGACCUUAUCUUUUAUCAUCUUGAGUUGAAUGAAGGUUCCCCUGUCGACAAACUGGUAUUAGGAAUCAUGGAUUUCGACGGUACUAUCGUCUACUACAAUAUACAUCCUGGUGUCCAUAAGCCGAAAAAUUCUUAA
Messenger RNA from Brettanomyces nanus, 360 nucleotides. RefSeq lists its product as uncharacterized. The transcript has a single exon. The record is from RefSeq and is a predicted model, not a curated record. Gene Ontology annotation, molecular function: nucleic acid binding. Gene Ontology annotation, cellular component: tRNA-intron endonuclease complex. Bases 1 to 360 code for a protein of 119 amino acids. Gene Ontology annotation, biological process: tRNA splicing, via endonucleolytic cleavage and ligation; tRNA-type intron splice site recognition and cleavage. NCBI's taxonomy places the organism in Eukaryota, Fungi, Ascomycota, Pichiomycetes, Pichiales, Pichiaceae.